AUGUCAACAUCAACACUCCUCCGCAUUCGCCCAGCCCUAUCAACCGACAAACCAGCCAUGCUCAAAACCCUCCACAGCGCCCUCCGCAACAGCAACUUCCACAACCGCUGCUUCCCAUCCUCAGACCCAACCUCCCAGCACCAAUAUACCAACUGGAUCGACAAAAACAUGGCCGACACAACGUCCCACGUCAUAAUCGCCGAAGAAGCCAGCUCCGCCACUCCCAUCGCCGGGUGGGCACGCUGGGUCCGUCGCCCGGCACCCGGUCCGGACGCCAAGCCCAUGAUCUUCACGGAGUCCAUGUUCCCGGCGGGUGGGGAUGCCAAGCUCGCGGCACGGUUCUUCCAGACGAAUUUUGAUGCUAUGGAGAAAGCCGUGGGUGGUCAGCCAGUGUGGUUCUUGUCCAUGCUUAUUGUGCCGGAGGAGUUUGAGAAGCGUGGAGUUGACGAGGAGCUUAUGCGAUGGGGGGUCGAGAAGGCGAAUGGGGAGGGAUGGGCGGCGUUUGGGAAUGCGACACCCGAAACGAGGAGAUUGUACGAGGAGUUUGAGUUUCGUGUUGAUGAGAGACAUGAGUUUGAUGGUGAUUUGGUGACAUAUCAUAUGAAGAGGGAGGCGAAGUGA
This is a messenger RNA of Pochonia chlamydosporia 170, 621 nucleotides long. RefSeq names its product acetyltransferase (GNAT) family domain-containing protein. The coding region runs from base 1 to 621 and encodes 206 amino acids. The record is from RefSeq and is a predicted model, not a curated record. Lineage: Eukaryota; Fungi; Ascomycota; Sordariomycetes; Hypocreales; Clavicipitaceae. The transcript has a single exon.